CCCAUUCAUGUCGGGCAGACGCCGGGUGAUGGAGGCGGAGGAGAGAACGGAGUGGUGUCUUCGCCUCCCUGACGAAUAGGUGUAUCGCGUCCCCCACUUCCGCGGGUCGGUACAUCGAGACGACAAUUCCCGGUUUAAAGUUUUCAAAUUAAAUUUAAGCCUGUUAUCACCGGGAUCACCCCCCUCCACCUGAAGAGACGCUGAGAUUUUUGCGGCUGAGAGAAGAUGGCGAGCGAGCCGCCGGCCCGCAGCCUGGACGAUAUCGACCUCUCUGCCCUACGGGAUCCUGCCGGUAUUUUUGAACUAGUAGAAGUUGUUGGAAAUGGCACAUACGGACAAGUGUAUAAGGGCCGCCAUGUCAAAACAGGGCAGCUUGCUGCCAUCAAAGUUAUGGAUGUUACAGAGGAUGAAGAAGAGGAGAUUAAACAGGAAAUUAACAUGCUGAAGAAGUACUCUCACCAUAGAAACAUCGCAACAUAUUAUGGCGCUUUCAUCAAGAAGAGCCCUCCAGGCCAUGAUGACCAGCUCUGGCUGGUUAUGGAAUUCUGUGGAGCUGGAUCUGUCACAGACCUGGUCAAAAAUACAAAAGGAAAUGCUCUGAAGGAAGAGUGGAUCGCUUACAUCUGUCGAGAGAUUCUGCGGGGCUUAACUCAUCUUCAUGCACACAAAGUUAUCCACAGAGACAUCAAAGGACAAAAUGUGCUGCUGACAGAAAACGCUGAAGUCAAGCUCGUUGAUUUUGGUGUGAGUGCUCAACUCGACAGGACUGUCGGAAGGAGGAACACAUUCAUCGGAACCCCAUAUUGGAUGGCUCCUGAAGUGAUAGCAUGUGAUGAAAAUCCUGAUGCCACUUAUGAUUAUAGGAGUGACAUUUGGUCUUUGGGAAUUACUGCAAUUGAAAUGGCAGAAGGCGCUCCACCUCUGUGUGACAUGCAUCCAAUGCGGGCCUUAUUCCUUAUUCCAAGAAAUCCCCCUCCAAGAUUAAAAUCUAAGAAAUGGUCAAGGAAGUUUAUAGAGUUUAUUGAGAACUGCCUGAUAAAAAAUUAUACUCAGAGACCGUCUACAGAUCAGCUGCUAAAGCACAGUUUCAUCCGAGACCAGCCGACUGAGAGGCAGGUACGCAUCCAAUUGAAGGACCACAUUGAUCGGACCCGGAAGAAGCGUGGUGAGAAAGAGGAGACAGAAUACGAGUACAGUGGCAGUGAGGAGGAAGAGGACAACGUUGGUGAAGAAGGGGAACCCAGCUCCAUUGUAAACUUGCCAGGCGAGUCCACUCUCCGGCGAGACUUCCUCCGCCUGCAGCAGGAGAACAAGGAGCGGUCAGAGGCCGUGAAGCGUCAGCAGCAGCAGCAGCAGAUCGUGCUGCCUCGCCGGGAUCUGGAGGAGCGCAGGCGGCAGCUCCUCUCCGAGCGGCAGAAACGCAUAGAAGAGCAGAAAGAGCAGCGGCGCCGGUUGGAAGAGCAACAACGCAGAGAACGGGAACUCCGCAAGCAGCAGGAAAAAGAGCAUCAGCGGCAGUUAGAUGAGAUGCAGCAGCUUCGGAGGGAAGAGGAGAGGAGACAAGCUGAGAGAGAACAGGAGUACAUAAGGCACCAAUUAGAGGAGGAGCAGAGGCAGUUAGAGAUUCUUCAGCAGCAGCUACUGCAAGAACAGGCUCUGCUUCUGGAGUACAAGCGGAAGCAGCUGGAGGAGCAGCGGCAGUCCGAACGGCUUCAGCGGCAGCUGCAGCAGGAGCACGCCUUCCUCAUGUCGCUGCAGCAGCAACAGCAGCAGCAGCAACUGCAGAAGCAGCAGCAGCCACCUCAGGAAAAGAAACAACUGUAUUACUACAAUAAAAAUGUGAAUCCUUCUGACAAACCAGCCUGGGCAAAGGAGGUUGAAGAACGCACCAAAAUGAACCGGCAAAACUCUCCUGGUGCCAAGCCUAAGAUGGGGACCACGAUAUCUGAUCCAUCGCUGCAGUCACUCUCUGAAUCCGUACCCAACAAUUCCGCCCAGGCUUCACAGACGCCACCCAUGCACCGGCCGGUGGAGCCCCAGGGAGCCCAGUCAAAGUUUCAAGUGGCACACCUAGUCGCGCUGAAACCAUCUGUUGCCGUUCCGAGGUCCCAGUCACUGCAAGACCAACCAACCAAAAAUGUUGCUGCGUUCCCAAGUCAGGAGCCAGCGCCAGUGAAGCGCGGCGAGAUGCUGCGGCAGAACUCCGACCCCACCUCCGAGACCCCCGUGCUGCCUCCCCGUGCAAACAGAGAUGAUGCCGGGCCAUGGGUGAAGAUGUCUGAUGAAGCACCACCAAAGGUUCCUCAAAGAACGACCUCCAUAGCCACAGCUCUAAACAGCAGUAGUGUCCUGCUAAAUCGUCCAGGGCAGGCACCACGUGCAAGCAAUCCAGACUUGCGUAGGAUUGAACCAGGUUGGGAAAGAGCAGAGAGCCUCCCACAGAUUGGCCCCCAUCGAGUACUUGGGACUGGUUCAAUGGAGCGCAACAGGAUCACAACUUCCUCUCAGCCUGAAGGAUCACUGGUCCUUUCACAGGAUGUCACCCGGGGGAAACCAGAGGAGAUACGAACUACCUCGCGACCCAGCAGACCUGCAGACAUGCUGAAUCUGGGGAAGGACAACCGAUCAGACGACCUGCCCAAACUGCCGGUUAAAGUGAUGGACUACUCUUCGUCAAGCGAAGAGUCUGGCAGCACUGAUGAUGAGGACGAGGAAGGGGAAAGUGAGCGCCAGGAUGAAAAUCUAUCCAGCUCUGACGGAUCCCGAUCUGGUCAAAACCGGAGCAAUGAUGGUGACACAGACAGCAUCAGCACAAUGGUGGUGCACGACGAUGAAGAGCCUGCUGUGGUCGAGACUUCAGGCAACAGCUAUGGAGACGGGACGAUGAUUGUCCAGAGGACUCCUGAGGAGGAAAGAAGUGUCCAUCAUCCAGACAGUAACGGUUUCACAAGUCAUGUUAACCUGCCUGAUUUAGUACGGCAGAGUCAUUCUCCUACUGAUACUAAAGGCCCUAAAUCUCAGCAGGACGAUAGUAUAGCGGAGUUUCAAUCAAGAGGCCUGGUGAAAUCCCCUGGCAAGUCGUCUUUUACUACUUUUGUUGAUCUUGGAAUGUAUCAGAUGGGUGCUGGUGGGGAAACCAUACAACUUGCUGGGUUGAAUAUCAGUGAUGUGAGCCGAUUAAACCAGCAGAAAAAUGAUGACAGGAAGUGUUCAGUCGUGAAUGUAAAUCCAGCCAACACACGACCACACAGCGACACGCCAGAAAUAAGGAAAUACAAGAAACGCUUCAACUCUGAAAUACUCUGUGCUGCUUUAUGGGGUGUGAAUCUGCUGGUGGGGACUGAGAACGGGCUCAUGCUGCUGGACCGGAGUGGACAGGGCAAAGUGUACAGCCUCAUCAGUCGCCGGCGCUUCCAGCAGAUGGACGUCUUGGAAGGGCUAAAUCUCCUCAUCACAAUAUCAGGUAAACGGAACAAGCUCCGUGUUUAUUAUCUGUCCUGGUUGCGGAAUAAGAUUUUGCACAACGACCCAGAGGUGGAGAAGAAGCAGGGCUGGACCACUGUGGGCGAUAUGGAGGGCUGCGUGCACUACAAAGUGGUGAAAUACGAGAGGAUCAAGUUCCUGGUUAUUGCUCUGAAGAACUCUGUGGAAGUUUACGCCUGGGCCCCUAAGCCUUACCACAAGUUCAUGGCUUUCAAGUCAUUCACAGAUCUGCCUCAUAGACCAUCAUUAGUUGACUUGACAGUGGAAGAAGGUCAGAGGUUAAAGGUUGUUUAUGGAUCUAGCACUGGUUUCCAUGCAGUUGACGUGGAUUCUGGAAAUACCUACGACGUUUACAUCCCAGUGCAUAUUCAGUCCCAUAUGGUGCCUCAUGCCAUUGUUAUUCUACCCAACACUGCUGGAAUGGAAAUGCUUCUAUGCUAUGAAGAUGAAGGAGUUUAUGUGAACACCUAUGGCCGUAUUAUGAAGGAUGUGGUGCUACAGUGGGGUGAGAUGCCAACCUCUGUGGCAUACAUCUGUUCAAAUCAGAUCAUGGGUUGGGGUGAGAAGGCCAUCGAAAUCCGAUCUGUAGAGACGGGUCACCUCGAUGGAGUUUUUAUGCACAAAAGAGCACAGCGGCUAAAGUUCCUUUGUGAACGCAAUGAUAAGGUCUUUUUUGCCUCUGUCCGUUCAGGUGGAAGUAGUCAAGUUUAUUUCAUGACGUUAAAUAGGAACACAAUCAUGAACUGGUAAAAAGGACAACCUGUUGGACUACUGAUGUGUUGGAUACUGUAAAUACAUAUGACGGUGCAUUUUGUAGAUCAAAGAUUUAAGUGGGAUGUAUAGACCAUGGAGAGGUUUCUGUGGAACUUGGAAUGGAUCUCGUGCCUCAAAAGACAUUAUCAUGAACCUGUUGCUUUAAAGGGUUUUUUUUUCCUUUCCUUCUUCUGGAGAACGAAUUUGACAGUUUGGCUGCAGUUGUAUCACCUAUCCAGCAUGCUUUACUCAUUCGAAGCCAAGGCUGCUUCUGACUGGCAGCAGAGCACAUAGAUACAGUGUGCACUUGGUUGUGGUUGGGGGGGUGAUGAAUAAUGGUUGGACUUGCUUUGAAACAAGCUACUGUUCCGAUUGGAAAGCGAGUGCGGAAUACUACCAGUUAACCCUGUUACCAUAAAUAGUCCAAGCCAUCUUCCUCAGUCAGAAAGCUGGAAAAAUAUGGGUUAAGUCCGGAUUGGUAGCUCACUGUUUGUGUGUGUGUAUGUGUGUGUGUUAAUUUUUUAUGUCUAUUUUAGAAUAGAAUUAAGGUUUUAAAAGUAGAUUUUCAACUUUUUUUCAUAAAUCCAAAUGCCAAAGUUUGCAAGACUGCCUACUUUCUGAUCAAUCGCAGCAAAUUAAGGCCUUGAGAGGAGCGGGGGAUCCCUGUUGUUGAUUUGAGGGACCAUUCAUCUUAAUUGAGGGCAAGGUCUGCCCUUGGGUAAAAUGGUUGUACAAACCAACACAGUGCACCGUUUUGUAUUGAGAGGCCAUGUUGAGUGGCUCCAUGAUGUGCUUUGAUUGGCGUUAUUGGAUUGCACAUAGAUUAAUCAUAGUUGAAUUGAGACUAUUUGACACUUUUUUCCAGUAACUCAUCUCUCUAUCCUCUAAGCUCUGAAGUUUGGCAGGAAUCAUUCACUGCUGUACAUCCACCAUUAGGUAUGUUUACUGCUUUCCCUUCCUUAAGUUUGACACCUGUGAGUACAGCGUAAUGUGCAAAAUUGGUCUUAUUAGGUCUUGUGGCCUUGGCACAUUUCUCUAUUUUGGAACAAUACGGUUCUUCCCCAUGGCUUCCAAAGCCUUCAGAAAUUUAAUUCUCGUAUGUUUGUGCCUACAGGGACAUUGCAAUCAGUAGUGAUAAAGUUUGCCACUCAAUGGCUUGGUGGAAGGAAGGAAGUGGUGAGAGGGGUAAUGAGAGUUGAGUCAGCGUCAGGUUCUGCCAUUCACCUGAUUGUCUGGAUUAGAAACUCUGCCCCGUGAUUUAUCUGUUGCUAUGUUACUGAUAGUCAGAUGCUUGUCCCCUAGUUUUCUGUGCUGUCUCACUGAAGGUGAGUGUGUCCUGGUGUGGUUUAAUGUUUCUUCACCCACUUACUUUACUAAACUUCAAGAAUCUUGCAGGAGAAUGUGGCAAGAUCCAUCUUCUAUAUGUGAUUGGUUAUCUCCACACUAAUUUCAGAUACACCAGUCUCCCUCAAGCUGUGUGAUUCAAAACUGAACACUACAUCAUUUUUCCCAGGGGUUGCCAACCUGGGGUCUGCAGACCCCGUGCUUAAUGGUAUUGGUCCAUAGUAUAAAAAAGGUUGGGAACCCUCUGUUUUAGACCUUUAUGGAGAGCCAUUUCAAAUAAAUUUAAGCGGUUCCCCCAGUACAUUGGGAAAACCAUUCCUGGACUACGAAUUUAGUGAACAGUGACAGUCAGAUGUGUGGGGAAGCAGUGUCUACUGUAAAGAAAUUUCCUUAGUUUUUAAUACAAAAUUAAAUCACUGAAUUGUUCUUUUCUUGCCUGAAAUUUUUAUUUUAAAAUGUCAUUUCCUGGUGAAAAUGUUCAGGAGCUUUUAUCCCUAGCUCCUUGGUUUUAGUGAAUAAAUUAUCAAUAUCUUUUGAAGUACAACUGUUAGUAACUUGAGAUUAUAUGUAGAUGAUGCCAUUAAUAGAACAGCAUGUCAAGGAAUAAUGGGAAAGGGUGGGGUGAUAUCAUAAAUUCUCAACUCUCCUCAGCUAAAACCUACCAGUUGUUCUUUAGAUGACAAGGUCUGUUCAUGGAUUUAAACAAAGUUAUCCAAGUUUCCCUUCAGAGUUUCAUAAACUAGUGUAUCUCUUCUUGAAGUCUGGUCUUUCAUGCGUUGAUUGCUAUCAUGAUGUUGGUUGGAACACUCAGAACCUCAGCUCUGUUUCCCAUUCUUAAGAUAGUUAUCAAUCUGUACCAUAACUGCUCAUUCCCAUCUUUGCUUUGUUUCCCCAUAUCCCUCUGUGCAGUGCCCGGGUUCCCUUCUCCCCCUACUCUUAACUUACUCUGCUGAAAGCUCUGAACCUUUUAGUUCAGCACAUCUCCAACUCCAUUGUGGCCUCCACAAAGACCAUUCUAGAUGUGGACCACCUCUUUGAAAGUGUGGCAUUUCCAGCUGAAAAAUGAAUGCAUGGAUCUGGACUAUCCUAAAACCAGAACUUCUAGCUUCUGUUUUCACACCCUGCUUGUGAUUUCUGCUCGGUUUGCCUCUGUCAGGAACCAUGUGCUUCGCACUCUGUAGAACUGGCUGUUUGCUGUAGGUGUGGUCAACAUACUACCAUCUACUCUGAGGAAUUGGCUAUUUGCUGUCAUCAUUACCAAUUACGAAUGUGACAUGUCCAGAGUGCCUUGUAUGAUUUGUCUCACCAGGGGCCACUUUUAGAGAGGCAUUGGUGACAAGACAUCAAAUUCAGUCAGAAAUACAGAGCAUUAGGUUGUAAGAUCAAUUCCACUACCAGUCCAUGACCACUAAGGAGCUCCACUUCACACCAAUGCAGCCACACUCUUGUUCUCAUUGUUGAUUGUAAUUUGCAAUUUGCUGCUACAUUUUGGGUAGAGAAUUGACUUGUUUUUGUUUUCCCUGGCUGUCUUGGUUAUUAAACUAGAUUGAAAGUAGUCUUGCAGUGAACUUAUUUUUAUGCUCUUGAACUACCCUACUGCAGAGAAUGUGUGCAUUAAAAUAUGAGGUUUGAAUUUAAUGAGUUUUACCAGACUCUAUGUACUGUGCGCCUGGAAUUUAUUCUUUAAUAAAAUGUUACAGUGGAGUAGAGUAACUGAAUGGAACCAAACUUCAGUGAUACUCUCUUGGCAUCCUUUGUCUUGAGUCUGUCCAUUGCUGCAGAUCUACAAGUGGUGUCUGCUUGAACUUGCCCAAAGUCAAUGGUUAUUAGAUUAGUUGAUUUUCUCAUGCACCAGCCUGCAGUAAAGCUCCUUGUUGGCAAAACAGUACACAUAACAAAUGCCACAAAGAGAAAGGUUCAAUGGUUCUGUUUAAUAUCAGAGAAUGUAUACAAUAUAUAAUCUGAAAUUCGUACUCUCUGCAGACAUCCAUGAAACAGAACAAAAACCCCAAAGAAUGAUGACGGGAAAACAUUAGAAGCCCAGUAGCUCCCCCUCCCCCCUACACACAAGCAGCAGCAAAGCAUCAGCCCCCCCCCCCCCCACCCACCAUGCAAUCAAUAGCAAAGCCCCCAAAGAGACCAUGAUCUAGAGUUCAUCAACAAACAACCACUGUUCACCCCAAUGCCACAGUCUUGAGAGAGGGAUAGCACUCCUGCCAUAGAGAGAGGGGAGACCAACAGUGCACUAUUUUGAUGUUACAGACUGCAACAUCACUCUCAUUUCAAGUUCCCCAACUCAAGAAUCAGCAGAAAAUCUCUCACCAUUGAGACAGAAAGUGAUUGCACAAGUGCGGAGGUUCAAAGGUACAAAGAUUGUCGUGCUGUCUGAAGUAGUUCCAUAAGAAGUGUCCACAAUUAGAUUAUUUUGCCCACAGCAGGUUGGUCAGCUUCUGUACAGACAGCAACAAGUAUAAGUUUAUUUUCUCUGUGUACAGACACUAUCUGCUCUGCUGAGUAUGUCCUCCAUUUUGUUUCAGAUUUACCAGCAUGUGCAGGAUUUUACUUUUGGAUCACUUUGUUUAGUACCUGGGCCAUCUUUUUUUCAUAUUGCAGGAUUGGGUGGAUCACACUCAGCUUGUUUGCUGCUCUGUGAUAGUCAAGGGACUGAGGGAGGAAGGAGUGAGAAAGUGUGAUUGGGUGGCAUCUGCAAGUAUUCAGACCUGUGGCAUUGGGAGUAGCGGGCAUAAUGAGACCCACUCAUUUGACAAAUGGGAUGCAGCAAUUGCUUUAACACACAGUGGGAAUUCCCAUGCUGCAAUUAAUUUAAUGAACUUACUCUCUGCUGAGGCUUUAAUCAUAUCCAGUUGAUGUGGGUAAUGCACACAAAGUCUACUGCCUUGUAUUGAAACCUAGGGAAGGAAGAGGUUAACUCGAGCAAGGUGGCCUCCAUAAUUCAGGAUGGUAUUUAAAUCCAUUGAAAUGUUAUAAAUUCUAAAGUAAAUGAUCUGUAUAAGCUUGUUGUGAUAUCGAUCCUUAAUAGAGUGAUGACUGGGGUGGGGAUGUGGUUGGUUCCAUUUCCCAUUUCUUCAAAGAUUUUCAUGUGACCUUCAAUAAGGCAGAGGUUGGUAAAUUACUGAUUAGUCAGGGUAUGAGGGAAUAUGGGAAGAAAGCAGGAGAUUGAGGCUGGGAAGGAAAAUGGAUCAGCCUUGAUGAAAUGGCAGAGCAGACUUGGGCCAAAUAGCCUAACUCUGCUCCUAUACCUUAUGAUCUUAACUUGUAGCCUGAAGAUGCAAUGCAUCAGGGGUGCUCAUUACAAAUGUUCCCAGUGAGUCACUCAUCUUUCCCCAGUUCUAACACUCAAGGUACAAUAAGCAAUGAGUUUACUAGGAGGAAACUUGUUGAUAAUGAUUUCCCAUUUUCUGAAUUGAUUUCUGCCUGUGAUUCAGAUCGACGUCACCAAUCUAAUAUAUAUUGACUAAUGUUUAAUGUUCUCACACCCUUGUGUUUCCAAAAGCCCAGUAAAAGCGUGUAAAGGCAAGAUAUUAACAGUAAUCACUUGUAUUAUGCAAUGCUGAGCUCAGGAUCUACCUGUGCCAACUUAGAGUAGAAAAUUAGCAACGCACACAAAUUGCUGAAGGAACUCAGCAUGUCAGGAAGGGAAUGAGCUAUUGAGGUGUUUUGGGCUAAGACCCAUCUUCAGUGCUUUUGAAUCCUAAUGAAAUUUCUUGACCUACAACAUCAACUAUUUAUUCCCCUCUAUAGACGCUACCUGACUUGCUGAGUGUCCUUCAGCAUCUCUUUGUGUUUAGGAGAAUUAACACCCCCUCUCUCACUUUCAUUUUCCAUUUGCUGUUCUGCUUACCUUCUCAACUGCUCAUCACCUCUCUCUGGUUCCCAUCCUCCUUCCCUUUCAUCUAUGGUCCACUGUCCUCUCUUAUGAGAUUCCUCCCUUUACCUCUUCCACCAAACGCAUCCCAGUUUCUCACUUCAUCUCCCACCCACCCACUUUUCCCCUCAACUGGUCUCACCUAUCACCUGCCAGUUUGUAAUACUCCCCAACCCCCACCCUCCUCUUUAUUCUGGCUUCUGCCCUCUUCUUUUCCAGUCCUGAUGAAAGGUUUCGGCCCGGGGCUUUGGCUGGUCCUUCUUCUGCAUAAAUGCUGCGUGACCUGCUGAGUUCCUCCAGCAUUUUGUGUGGGUGUUGCUCAAGAUUUCCAGCCUCUGCAGCAUCUCUUCUGUUGAGAGAGUUAGCGCCAGUUCAGCCACACUGGUUAGCGCCAAGCUAUUACAGCUCGAGGCUUUGGAGUUCAGAGUUCAGUUCUGACGCCAUCUGUAAGAAGUUUGAAAGUCCUUCCUGUGGGUUGUCUCUGGGUGCUCCAAUUUCUUCCACAGUCCAAAGACGUACUGGUUAGUAGGUUAAUUAGCCAUUGUAAAUUGUCCCAAGACUAGGCUUGGGUUAAAUAGGUUGGUGGCAGGGCUCAAAGGAUCUGUUCCACAUUGUGUCACUAAUAUAGGAGCAUGGUGGGGGGAGCAAAGCAAAAUCAUAAAUUAAUGUUUUGUACUAACUACUCAAAAUUGGCUCCUGGUUUAUUUGACCAAAAUUGUUAUUUCCGCACAUAACAUCAUGGCUGUCUCAAAGCCAUUUUCUAAUUGGUGAGGUUUCCGGUCCAACGACUGGAAUUUAAAAACCCUGAAGGUGUUGUUUUCAUUUGGCUCCACAGUGAGGAUGCUGAUAAUCUGGCUAAUAAUCUUCGUCCAUUUGUCUGGAAAGGUAAGUGGGUAGGGCAGCAAAGACUGAUCUUGGCUGGCUUAGAACAUGUCAGACCAUUCAACAAACCUCAACCCCAGACAGUGUUACCUUAUUCCUAAAGGCAGACAUAAAGGGAUUGCAGAUGCAAGAAUCUGAAGCAGCAUUUGUGGAGGAAAUGGACCCUCAACAUUUUGGAUUGAGAACCUUAUAGACUGGAUGCAUUUCCUUCCAUUGGUGCUGCCUGACCAACUGAGUUCUCCAGCUUUUUUUAAAUGCAUUAAUCCUAUUCCUAUACUACUUUUUAAAAUCUUGUUUUCACCUUGUGGGGCAUUUACAAGCCCUGAUAACCCAAGAGUUUAGUGAUAACUGGUGUUUAGGCUGAACUUACCCCUUCAGAUGGCUGUGUUGUAUUAUAAUGACUGCAGUCCGCUAUAUAAACAGUGCGUACAGUCACUUGUCUCAAUGUACAUCAUUAAUAUCUGAUUUACUAUCGAAAUUGGUUGUGGGGCCCUUUCUUGGGAAACUGUACAGCUUUAACUCAGAAGAUGUGUUCUAUUUAAAUGAAAAUCUUCUUUAUUUUUGCUUCUGUAAAUAGUCUUGAACGUCAAUCAUAUAUUUUGGGGUAAAAGUGUUGUGUGAAGUAAGUUCUUGUUUAGCAACAAACAAGGCAUUAAGACAAUCGAGAGAAGAUGUGUGUUUACUGUAUGUAUUUUUCAUGAGCGUUCAAGAAUAAAGGGUUUGAUAUGGGUGGGUGGGUGGAGGGGAUUGCUGUUAUCUGUUCUUACCUGAACGUUGGUGACUCAUAGAGGCCCAAGAGGGAAAGCAGAGUUGCUUGCUGUGUGUGCUGUUCCAUUGUGUGGAUUUGUAUUAUUGUCAUUUGGGCCAUUUUAUGAGUGAGCAAGUGGCCAAUGCCUGGAAGCUGUUUGGAGCUAGUAUGUCUUAUGGGCUAACACAGUGCUUUUCCUUGGGCUAAGGUAGUGUUAUCUGUGUUUUGUGGUCUGGCAUUCUGUAGUUUCAUUGCUUUGUCCAAUGACCAAUAUGAGGUAAUGGCUUCAAAUUCAAACUUGCUGUCUUGCACCUUUCCAGCCAAGCUCAGUCCUAUUUCUCAAGGAUGUCACGGUCCCAGCAGCCUCUGUUGGUUUUUCGUACCUUGUACCUGAGAACAAAGAGGCCUACUUCUCACUUCUGAAAGUUGUCCUCGGGGCAGGAGUGAAGCAGCAAGUUUGAAGUUUGCUUUCUGGUCCCAUAUACAUUGAGCAUUCCUCUUGGUCUUGCCCUUUCAUACAAUAGCCUCUGUGUGUUUGCAGCAAUUGUAUGAUUGAAGAGAAAAGAGACUGCAAAUGCUGAAAUCUGGAAUACAAGGAGCAACAUUGGAUUUACCCAGCAGGUUGAGCAGCAUCUGUGGAAGCAAUAGAUGUAAGGUGGCAUUUCGGGUCAAGACCCUGCCUCAGGAAUGAAAGGGGAGAGGGAAGAUUGCCAGUAUACAGAGAAAGAAGAGGUGGGAAGGAAUGAUAGGCAGAUGGAACCUGGUGGGGAAGCGGUGAGAAAAUUCUGUAGAUAUUAUGCCACUUGGGAAAUAUGACACUCUGAGGUUUAUAUGAGGCCAGAAGUCAGCAUAGUUUUAAACAAAAUACCGCUGUACCCCACACUCUCAAUGUGUGUACAGGCUUCCUGUGCAUCAUCUGCUGCUCCUCAAAUGAAAGAUCACCCAAUAACUUGCUGUGUUUGAGCAAGUAAAAUAUGCCCUGAGUAAUUUCUGUGGUGAAGACAUCAAAUUAUAUCAAUUUGAUGCCACCUUUGUUCCUCUAGCUAGGAGAGUUUAGGGGCAGAGCAUCUUUCUCCCUCCCUCCUUCUGAAACUGAAUGUUUGCCUAACCCUGAUAAGCUACAUAGGAUAUAAUCAGUAGAUUUUGAAAUUACCGACUUCAACCCAACUUUUAAGUGUUUCUCUCUUCACAACUGUUGAGUAUUUUCAGCAUUGUCUAAUUUUGUCCCUGAUUUCCAGCAUCUGCAGUUUUCUUUUUGCUUCGCCGUCAUUUGUGAGAGAAGCUGCUUCCCUGGACAAAGAUCUGGGGCUGUGAAUCACAUUGUGUAUGAGAAAUUUGAGGGCUACUGAUCGUCUAUUAAUGUGUAGGAGCCAGCUGUGCAAGCACGAAGUGGCAUGUUACUAAUCCUAAAAGGGAACAAAAGGAUUGCAAUAAUUACCCUGAAUGACAAGAGAGAUGUGGUGUAGAAUUUCAAAUAACUUUGCUCUUAGAAAACUGUCAAUGAAGCAAAGCAACAAAUUAUUUUCUAAUCUUCAAAGAGUUUUAAUUGUGACUAUCUUUUUUUUUGGAUGUAAUAGCUGUUCAUACAGAAUAUACAAAAAUAACUCUAAAAGCUUUAUUUGAUCAAGUCUGUUCCAGGAAAAGUGGCUCUUCUCGCACGCUGUCUUGACCUCGUAUUCUUUUGAGAACCUUUGAUUUUGUAUGGUAUUCUCUCUAACUUGCUUCUUCAGCAUCAUACCAUACAGGUUCUAAACAUUAAACAGCCACACCUGAUUCCAGGGCUUGCAGUAUUGUUUUUUUUUUGGUUGGGAGGGGGAGCUAUACCUUUAUCAAAGCUACCCCCAGUCUCGCUGUACCCAAGUUCCUUUCUCCUGAUACUGUGGACAUUGAGCCAAGCCCAAUGUGCAUUCAAGGCCAAGUUAACAGCUCUGCAUUCAGCAGCGAAGUAAUCGGAAGUCCUUGUUGAUUACUUUGGCUGUGCUUAAAAUCGAAAGGUUGCGUUAAAGUUUCAGAUUCUUCAGUGGUUCCUAUCCUAAGCUGAUAUCUGUUGAGCUAUGCAGGCAUUGAGCAAAGUUGCAUCAAUUAGGUCUCUAUGCCUCACUCAUCUGGACUUGGGUAGUUUAAAAUCACUGUGUUUAAGACAUCAGAGGUUAACGAGGGCCGAGAACAUUGGCAUACCUUGAAAUGAUAGAAAGUGAGCCAUCAUCACUUGAAAGGGUUUGUACAUUCUUUGGUUCCUCACCCGCCUUUGGUAUUGAGGACCACAGUAAAUGGAGGGUGGGCGUCUCUCUGUCAGCUCUGCUGAGCCACGUUAGCUCAUGACUGCAGAAGCAACACUUGAAUGCCCAUCCUUAUUAAACAGCAGCAAAAGUGAAUAAGUAAUCUCUGAAGAGCAGUUGGAAAACUACGCUGGGUGCUCCACCAUUGUGUUUGAUUAGUUGAUCCACAAGCUCUUGACGUCCAUGUUAAUUGGUACAUGCAUACAUAGAGUGCAAAAAUGCAACUAUCUCAUCCAGAGCCAUUAAGGUGCAAUUUAAUGUUGUGGAGUCUUGUUUUUUUUUAUCUAGUUCUAAUUAAUGUUUGCAAAAAAUAAAACUGACAAUCUGUUAUUUUUGUUCCCAAAGGAAUGUGUUUAUUUUAAACGGCAGUGUAACGCAGGGGGAGGGUGGGGGGGGGGGCUAACUGGAAGGUUGAUUGCAUGCUGCAGAACCUAUGAGCUCCAGUAUCGUUUGGCGGUGUGGCUUCUCGUUUCUCACACUCUCAUUGUUCUGAGUUGAUCUCAAACCGAGCCUGUUCAGCACAUUGUACUUGGGAUAGACUGGUACACAGGUUUCGAGCGUGCCCUUGGGGUUUAAUUUUUCAUUUCCAGGCAAGAGAGCUCUGGAGGGGUGCCUUUAAAAGCCAUCAGUGUUUGCCAACUUGCAUAACGUAUUUUCCGUGGGCCAGUUUUCUCAGUAGGAAGGCCAUUGUAACUCACACAGACAGUGAACAUUCCUGCCUCUGUAUCCUUAUCCUGUUGAAGGAAUGUUUUACAGACCCCCUUCUUUUAACCCUACUGCUCAAGUUUCAACUUUGUCUUGUUUUUUUUUAAUUAAUGACACGUCAGUAGCCUUUUGAAUCCUCUCAAAAUCAUCAAUUGCCAAUCCAAAGCCUUGGUCUUCCAGUAUGGCAGAUGUAAAAUGGAUUCCCUGUAGUCAUUUCUUGGUCAAUUCCCUUCAAGUAGAAUCUUUAAUUAAAACAGUACAGAUUUUAUUAUUUUGUCUGCCCCAAACCCCCAAUUAUUACCCAUUUGAGAAACAAAUAGUGGCAUUUACCAAGAUAAAGGGGUAUUGAUGUUUAGCUCAACCAUUCAGCACAAAAGCAGUGCCCAAGCCAACUGUCAUACUAAAUAUACUGAUUCUGUUUUCAGUCUAAUAGCUGUGUAUCCCAUGGUAUUUCCAGCAUUUCUGUAAAUCAUUAAAUGCCACGGGUUUAUCUUAUCCAUCUCGCCCUCAAACCAUGCUUCAAACUUCAACUACCCUCUGGGUGAAAAAUUCGUCCUUUUCAAUCUGCUGUCUGAUUAUAGAACGCUGUUAAUCUGCUCUGUCUCACCAUCUGACCUAUUCCUACCUCAUAUUUUUGAACAUCUCCAUCAGCUUACCGUCCCCUUGGCCUUCCCUGGUGGACGAAAACCAAGCCCUCUGCAUAAUUGAGGCAGCAUUCUGGUGAAUCCUCUCCAAUUGCAGUCACAACAAUGGUUGUGACGAAAAAGAAGCCCCACUGCCCUCCAGUCACUUGACACUGAGCCCAGUCUCUUCCAGUACCAGUCUGUUCCCAGUUUUUAAACUCUUCCCAAACGUCAGUCAGACCUUUUCUUUAAACUGUGUUACUUGCCUUAUGAGGGGUUUUUAACUCUCUGCACCAGAGGUUGAAGCAUUCUUAGUUUUUUUUAAAUUUGUUCUAUUAGUUUGGUGAAUGCCAGGAUUGAUUGUUUCUCUUAUCAGUAUAAAACACUGGCUGACAUCCAUUCAAUUGGCAGAUUGACCAGCCAGUUUUAAACUGUGCCCCCCAGAGCAAUGGUUUGAUUCAAUUGAAAGGAAAACCCAUUCACACUGCCUGCCGUCAAGUCUUAUUGUUCAAACCCAAGAGAGUUAAAAAUCCCAUGUAAGAUACUGUCUUCAAUGAAUGAAUGUAUCUUGUUUGACAUAAUUUAUGGUUGGAAAGAUUUUUUUUCUUUUGUUGAAAAAUAAAUUCUGCCCUCUGAUACCCA
Hypanus sabinus (Atlantic stingray) is the source of this 15345-nucleotide messenger RNA. Its product is annotated as misshapen-like kinase 1. Gene Ontology annotation, biological process: protein phosphorylation. The record is from RefSeq and is a predicted model, not a curated record. NCBI's taxonomy places the organism in Eukaryota, Metazoa, Chordata, Chondrichthyes, Myliobatiformes, Dasyatidae. Gene Ontology annotation, molecular function: ATP binding; protein kinase activity. The coding region runs from base 226 to 4233 and encodes 1335 amino acids. The transcript has 32 exons.